AUGGAGAAAUUUAACCGAGUACUCCAUCUCAGUCGAUCGGUUCACUUCGACUGUACCAUCACCAUCGACCAGCUCAUCAAUAUCCCACUGCUUAACGGAAGGUUUAAGAUCAAGUGGAAGUUCAACCAGCCCACCCAGGAACCAUCAACAGCAACGGCCACACAGGCAACCACUAACACCAGCCAAGCCAUCGAACAUAAUAAUCACUUUGACUUUCAUCCACCACCAGAAUCACACCAGCCAGGCCCAUCAUCAACCCAGCUAGUCGAGCUACCCAUCAAAUCAGAGCCCAGUGGAGCAACCGAUUACCACGAGAUCAAGAACCAUUCGGUCCUCUUCCGACAUGCCUUCCACUGUCCCAUCUCCGUCAAUCUCGACAAACAGGCCAUCCUCCAACCGAGCAUCCUGACAAUCAUCAUCAAGGAAGAACACGUCAACGAGCUCGGCAGGAGGGUCGUCAGUCGACACGGCUCAGUCGAUAUCGAUCUCAGCCAGUACACCCCUAUCAUGAACAUCGUCGAAGAGCACUCCAACCUCCAUCGGCCUCCACCCGAACACCACCAUCAUCACCAUCAUAAUAACAAUAAUAAUUCCAGUCGGAUCGAAAAGGCCAAGUUCUUGUUGAGAGAGUGUAAGACUAAUGCCAGUCUCAAGCUUCAGAUCCAAAUGGACUACCUCGGUGGUAUGACACCCUUCAAGAUAGCCAAAAGUCUCGGUACUAUCUCCACAACCAACAUCAGUGCACCGUAUGCGGAAGUGCAGAUGGCUCGAGCAUUAUCACAACCGGAUGACAUUAGAUCGAUUUUUAAUUCACGCCAAUCGAACACGUGUUCUCCAGGCUCAUCGAUAAUAUCAUCAGGCUCGAGCCAGCACAAGUUCAGCAUGACGAGCAACAAGCCUGCAGGCUUAUCGACGACGAAAACACAUGGACUAAUGGGAGGGGGAGGAAUCGGGUCAGCCCUGCAGCAACAAACCCAGCCGAUGCUCAAGCUCUCCACCCACUCCGGACUCCUCGGCAGUCACCAAGAUCCCCCCCACCACGAACAUCCUCAGGAUAUCACCUCCCAACUAGCCAAGAACGUCAUCGACGCCAUCUUCGCUAACCCGGCCAUCCUCACCCCUACCCCCGCCCCCUCCUCAGCUACCAAAAGUCGUCGCACUAUCCAUCACCUUAACUCGCAUAAGAAAAACUCUACCAAACGCUCUGUUAAGUCUUCCCGCUUCUAUUAA
Puccinia triticina is the source of this 1230-nucleotide messenger RNA. RefSeq lists its product as uncharacterized. The coding region runs from base 1 to 1230 and encodes 409 amino acids. The transcript has 3 exons. The record is from RefSeq and is a predicted model, not a curated record. Lineage: Eukaryota; Fungi; Basidiomycota; Pucciniomycetes; Pucciniales; Pucciniaceae.